Messenger RNA from Erigeron canadensis, 6525 nucleotides. Its product is annotated as nuclear-pore anchor. Gene Ontology annotation, molecular function: structural constituent of nuclear pore. The record is from RefSeq and is a predicted model, not a curated record. The transcript has 5 exons. The coding region runs from base 177 to 6101 and encodes 1974 amino acids. Gene Ontology annotation, biological process: mRNA export from nucleus; protein import into nucleus. Gene Ontology annotation, cellular component: nuclear pore. NCBI's taxonomy places the organism in Eukaryota, Viridiplantae, Streptophyta, Magnoliopsida, Asterales, Asteraceae.
GAUAUAUCUCUUCAAAGCAUUUUCUCUCCCUCCAAAACCCCUUUUCACAUUCCCCCCUUUCUCUCUCUCUCUAGGAUUAGGGUUUCACCACUCACUCCAUACAAAAUACAUACAACCCCAAUAUAUCUAUAUACAUGUUCUCCGAUCACCACCGUGAAUCUCCACCGUAAACAACCAUGCCGUUAUUCAUUUCCGACGAAGAAUACACUCGAAUCUCACACGAUCCAUCUCUAAUUUCUCAAAAAGCCGACGCCUUUAUUUCACAACUUUACAAUCAAAUCGAAACCGAAAAAGCUCAAUUCGACGCCUCUUCGAUAACCGCCGAACAAACGUGCUCGCUUCUCGAACAAAAAUAUGUCUCUCUGAAAUCCGAAUUUGUUGCUCUUCAAUCGCAACACUCGCAGGUCAAUUCUGAUUUGGAAAAACGUGGUUCCGAACUUGCGCAGCUUCAAGCCGAAAAGCAUCAGAUUUAUCUUCAAUCGAUUGGCAAAGAUGGUGAGAUUGAACGGCUGUCAUUGGAAGCUUCAGAUCUUCGAAAAUCCAAAAGUCAAUUGCUGCAGCUGAUUGAACAUAAGAAUCUAGAGAUUAAUGAGAAGAAUUCUAGCAUCAAGGGAUAUCUUGACAAGAUUGUUUCUUUGACCGACAAUGCUUCAUCUAAAGAAUCACGUAUCAGUGAACUGGAGUCUGACCAUGCUCGGGUUCACACUUCUUUGGCUCGUUUGUCUCAGGAGAAAGAAUUAGUUGAGAGACAUAAUCUUUGGCUUAACGAUGAGUUGACCGCUAAAGUCAACAGUUUAUUGCAGCUCAGAAAGGUACAUAAUGAACUAGAGGCUGAUAUGUCUUCUAAGCUUGCAGAUCUUGAAAGAAAAUACAAUGAAACUUCUAGCUCUUUGAAGUGGAAGGAUGAUAGAGUGAAGGAGCUCGAGUCAAAGCUUGAAGCUUUACAGAAUGAGCUAUGUUCAUCUAAAGAUACGGCUGCUGCAAAUGAGGAGCGAUUGUCUGCCGAGCUUUCUACUGUAAAUAAACUUGCUGAACUCUACAAAGAGAAUUCAGAUGAAUUGUCCAAAAAGUCUGGAGAGCUCGAGGGUGUUAUCAAGGCUUUGGAGUCGCAUGCAAGUCAGGUUGAAAAAGAUUUCAAAGAACGGCUUGAUAAAGAAACAGCCAGUAGAAUAGAAUUUGAGAAAGAAGUUUCGGUUUUAAAAGCAAAACUUGAGAAGUGUGAAGUGGAUUUGGAAAAUUCUAGAAAAUCAGACCAGAUUGGUCUUCUGCAACUGAGCAGUUUCAAUAUGAAAACAUAUGGAAACUCUAACAUGGACAGUGAGGCUGACAACAAUCUAAUGCUUGUUCCCAGUAUUCCGGCAGGUAUAUCGGGCACGGCGUUAGCUGCUUCCCUUCUGCGUGAUGGUUGGAGUUUAGUUAAAAUGUAUGAAAAAUACCAAGAAGCUGUUGAUGCUUUGAGACAUGAACAAUUGGGAAGAAAACAGUCUGAAUUGAUACUUGAAAGGGUUUAUCAUGAAAUAGAAGAGAGAGCUGAUGUCCUAAUGGAUGAACGAGCAGAACAUGAAAGAAUGGUUGAAGCUUAUGAUGCAAUAAAUGAAAAGCUGCAGAAUUCUCUUUCUGAGCAAAAUGCCCUUGAGAGAACUAUUCAGGAGCUGAAGGCUGAAUUGAAAAGGCAUGAAAGGGACUACAAUUUAGCUCAAAAGGAGAACACUGAUCUUCAAAAGCAAGUGACGGUUUUGUUGAAGGAAUGUCGUGACAUACAACUUCGUUGCGGAUCUGAUGGUUACGGUUCUGCCAUGGAGCAGCUGAAUGCCACUUCAGAUGCUAACAGCGAUUUCUCUGAAAAGCUGUUAACUUUCAGAGAUAUAAAUGGGUUAGUUGAGCAGAAUGUACAGCUUCGUGGUCUAGUUCGUCUUUUAACCGAGCAGAUUGAGAGUAAAGAAACAGAGUUAAAGCAGAAUUUUGAGGAAGAGUUCCGUAAACAUUCUAAUGAAACCGCUUGUAAAGUUGAUGCAGUUUUGGCGAGAGCAGAAGAACAAGCUCAAAUGAUUGAAUCGCUUCAUACAACUGUUGCGAUGUACAAGAAAUUAUACGAGGAAGAGCAUAAACGUCAUCUUACACUUUCACAAUCUCCAGAUGCAGCACCGUUGGAAAAAAUGAAUAAUGUUCCACUUCUACUUGAAGGUUCUCAAGAUGCUUCAAAAAGGGCACUCGAGAAAGCCUAUGAGCGCAUAAAGCUUCUAGAAGAUGAGAUGGCGGGGUUAAGAAGUGAGAUCAUCACAUUAAGGUCACAGAAUAACAAGUUGACGCUAGAAGCAACUUUUGCACAUGAGAAACUUGAGCGGUUUAUGAAAGAUUUUGAUCAUCAACGAGAAGAAACAAAUGGAAUUAUAUCAAGAAAUGUUGAGUUCUCACAGUUGAUAGUUGAUUAUCAAAAGAAGAUCCGUGAAGCUUCUGAAAAUUUACAUAUUGCUGAGGACUUGUCACGGAAGCUAAACAUGGAGGUAUCUGUUUUAAAGCGUGAAAAAGAAAUAUUAAUUAAUUCUGAAAAACGAGCAUUUGAGGAGGUUCGUAGUAUGUCAGAUAGAGUUCAGCAGUUGCAGGCUACAUUGAACACAAUUCAGAGUGCUGAAGAAGUUCGAGAAGAAUCUAGAAGUGCUCAUCGCAUGAGUCAAGAGGAUUAUGUAAAACGUACCGAGCAAGAAUGGGCUGAGGCUAAAAAAGAACUCCAGAUAGAACGGGAUAAUGUUCGAAAGCUCACGCUUGAGCAUGAAUCAGCUAUGCGGGGGUCCAUGCAACGUAUAGAGGAGAUGGGAAAAGAAUUAGCUAAUGCUUUACAUGCUGUUUCUGAAGCUAAUGCUAGAGCUUCUGUUGCUGAAGAACGAUUAUCUCACUAUGAGAAAACGAAGAGUUCUGAGCUAGAUAAAAAUGCGUCUACUUCAAAUACAGAUGACAUGGCUCAGUUGAAGGAAGAGAAUGAGAAAUUGAGAGUAGAAGCCCAAUCUUGUAAAGAUCAUAUGUUGCAAUAUAGGAGCCUUGCAAAUGUGAAUGAGGCUGCCUUAAAACAGAUGGAAGAUUCUCAUGAAAAUUUUAAAGCUGAGGCAGAGAAGGUGAAGAAAUCAUUAGAAGAUGAAGUUGCAUCACUCAAAGAGCAUGUAAGUCAGCUUCAAGAUGGUUAUAAUCUGAAGGCAAAAGAAGUAGCUUCUGCUGCUGAAUCACAAGAAGAAGCUCUUGCUUCCUCAUUGUUAGAGAUUUCUAAGUUAAGGGAAGAAUGUAGUGAAAAACUGUUGCGUAUUGAGGGUUUGGAGUCGCAAAUGUCAGCAAUGAAAAAUAAUUUGGAAAAUGAGCAUUUAAGAUGGCGUACGGCACAAGAGAAUUAUGAAAGGCAGGUUAUACUCCAGUCUGAGACAAUUCAAGAGUUGACCAAAACAUCACAAGAAUUGGCUAAAGUACAAGAGAAAGCAUCCGAGCUCGAGAGGAUAUCUGACAUCCUCAAAAUUGAGAACAGUGAGCUAAAAAGCAAGUGGGAGACUGAAAAGCUGGCGUUGGAAGAGGCAAAAGAAAGAUCAGAGAAGAAGUAUAACGAAAUUAAUGAACAAAACAAGUUGUUGCUUGAUCAGCUUGAGGCACUGCACAUUAAAAUGGCAGAAACGAGUCAUGGUUCUGGCUCUGGUGUGCAAUCUUCUGAUGAUGGUGGGAUGCAGAAUGUGGUGAAGUAUUUGAGGCGGUCUAAAGAGAUUGCAGAGACUGAGAUUUCUUUACUGAAACAGGAAAAGCUACGGCUACAGUCUCAGCUUGAAGGUGCCUUGAAGGCUGAAUCAGUUGCUCAGGGGUUACUCCGUGCCGAGAGAGAAAGUUCCCGAAAGGUGCAUUUUACAGAAGAAGAAUUUAAAGCGCUGCAGGUUCAAGUCAGAGAGAUGAAUUUGCUUCGAGAGAGCAAUGUACAGCUUAGGGAGGAAAACAAACACAAUUUUGAUGAAUGUCAAAAGCUACGCCAGUUUACACAUAAUGCAAGAAGUGAAGUUGAAAGGUUAGAGGGUUUGCUUGGUGAAAAGCAAAAAGAGGUGGAAGCUUGUAAGAGAGAGAUAGAGAUACAAAAGAAAGACAGGAAAGAUCUAGAAACAAAAUUGGGUGAACUGCUCAAUAAAUUUAAAGAUAUAGAUCCCGAAGAUUACGGUCGUAUGCGAGCUGAUGCCCUUGAGAUGAACAAAAAGUUGUUUGAUAAGGAAGGACAGUUGGAGGAGAUGAAGAAACUUGUUUCUGAAAAACUAGUUGUAAUCCAACGGUUUGAACAGGAUCUUUCAAGAAGCAAGGUGGAAAUGGCUGAAAAAGAGUCAAGAAUUAACAAUCUUUUACAAACCGAGACCUCCCUUAAAUUGGAAAUGGACAAGCACAAAAGGUUUACUGCCCAGUUUAAAAGACGUAGUGAUAACCUGUCUAAGGAGAAAGAGGAACUUUCAAGGAAGAAUUUGGAACUUUCCAAAGAGUUGGCCGAUUCUAGCAAGAUAAAACGGAGCAAUGUGGAGAGUGCAGGCGAACAGGCUGAGAAAGAUGCAAAGCUACAGAUACUCGAGAGAACUGUUGAGAAACAAAGGGAUGAGUUACGGGAGAUGGAAGCGAAAGAUACGAGGAUACAGAUGCUAGAAAAAACUUUGGAAAGAUUAAAAGAGGAUAAUAAAAAACUUGGGAAAGCAAAUAGUCAAAAGAAUGAUGAAUUGGAGAAACGUAAGCAGGCACUGAAAACUGUUUCAGAUGGAGUUGAAAACAUCAAGCGUACCCCUGAAUCGGAAGCGGUACCACCUCAUUCAGGUGAUACCUUUGACAAUCUUGCUGCUACCGCUGAUAUACCUCCAGUUUCCACCACAGGCGAGGUGGCUACUACAAGUACUGUGACAUCAGUAGUACCUGCAUCUCAGAACAUAGAUGAGAGUACUAAGCCACCGGUUGCAGCCAAACCAAAAGUUGAACCACGUAAAAUGGCAAGGAGGUUAGUCCGUCCCCGUAUUGUAAAACCCGAGCAACCUAAGGCUGAUGUUGAUAUGUUCGAGUUACAGUCAUCUGCACGCAAACGUCCUUCUGCUUCGGAGGGAAAAUAUGGAUCACAGUUGCAGGAGAGCACUAUGUCUGAUGUGGCAGCACCUCUCACCAAGAGAUCAAGGGGUUCAGAGCAGCAAGAGAGUACAGAAGGUCAAAAUGUCACAGUGACUUCACAUGCUUCUGAAACAGUUUCUUUUCCCACUGAUGAAAAUAUUGCAGAGGAACAAACUAUUAAGGAGGAUGAGGAAGUUGAGACUGGUGAUGAACAGCUGGUUGAGGACCAAGCAGAGUUACAGAACGAUAGAAGUGAUAUUGCUGAAGAAAAUGUAAGCAGGCCAACUGAAAACGAGGUUACUGAAGAUCCACCAAAGAUUACUAAUGUGGAGCACGGACAAUUCGAACCAGAAACAGAUGAAGCUGGAAGUGAGCCUGAAGAGGGAGAAAUGGUUUCAGAUGCUGCUAUUGGUCAUGAAGGUGGUGGCCAAGAAACGGGGGAAGCUCAAUUAGUUGAGCAUCAAAUUAGGUCACCUUCGCCCAUGCCAAUUGAAGAUGAAAUGACUGAAGACACCCUAGGGGAUAUGGAGAUCGGCUCCCCAUCUUUAACAGAAGACAAUGAAGACAAGAACGAAGAAGGUGAAAUAGAAGCGGAAGAAACAACUCCAGAGAGUUCAACUGAUAAGGUGAAUAAUGACAGGAAUGAUGAAGCAGGGUCCAUGGCUGAAGAGGCUACCACCACUGCUGUUACAAUCCCUGCAGUAUCCGAGGCACCAUCAAAAACUUCCGCUUUGGUUGAAACAAGUGCAUCAAAACAAGAUAGUAGCACGCUAAGCAGUGUAUCAACAUCAGGGUCGACAGAAGUAAAGCCAGAAGAGCCAGUUGCGGAUACAGUCCCAAGAACUAUUAAUUUGAAUGAGAGAGCAAGGCAAAGGUCUUGGCAAAGGUUGGGUGUAGCACAACCUUCACCUCCUGUUACCAGGGGUCGUGGAAGGGUGAUUCAGCGGGGACGAGCUCGUGGAGGACGCACUGGCCGUGGUGGACAAACCCCCGGCUCUCAAGGUAUGUGAUGCAAGUUGUGGUCCCCUCUCCACCUGAUGUUGACCCGUACUCUUUCUUUACUAUCAGAGGUUGGACAAUAAAUAUUAGUGAAGGAGUUGAUCUUCUAGAGCUGAUGAUACAGAAAAGUAUAAUUGAUUGAAUGUAGAAAACAUGUCGAGGAUGGUCAGUCACGGAGUUUUGGGUUACAGACGGAAAACCAUAGUUUUGUUUGAAUGAAAGGACUUUGGGCCUCAGUAGACAUCUCCGGUAUGAAUCUGCAUGGAUUGUUCAUCAGGAUCUAUAGGGAUUUGAAUUGGUUGCAUAUUUAGUUAAUAUUCGUUAGAAACAUCCAUGGACCGUUAUGAUUUUUGUGCACAUCUCCGCAUCUUCUUUCUUGCAUUCCAAAACCUGCAAGAUUUUUCUCAAUAUAAUAUCGGAAAAUUUUUUGAGGCU